Saccharomyces paradoxus is the source of this 1722-nucleotide messenger RNA. It is a transcript of the gene RRP9, whose product is annotated as ribosomal RNA-processing protein RRP9. Gene Ontology annotation, molecular function: snoRNA binding; protein binding. The record is from RefSeq and is a predicted model, not a curated record. The transcript has a single exon. Lineage: Eukaryota; Fungi; Ascomycota; Saccharomycetes; Saccharomycetales; Saccharomycetaceae. Gene Ontology annotation, cellular component: small-subunit processome. The coding region runs from base 1 to 1722 and encodes 573 amino acids.
AUGUCAGAUGUUACCCAACAGAAAAAGAGGAAGAGAUCCAGAGAAGAAGUCGAUCGGUCAAGACCCACAGCAGACGAAGAAAUUACAGAUCCAUCCUCGAAUGAAGAUGAACAAUCAGAAGUUGCCGAUGAAGAAGAUGCAUUGGAAUCUGAAGAAGAAUUCGAGGGAGAAAAUCCAGCCGAUAAAAGAAGAAGGCUAGCAAAACAAUAUCUAGAGAAUCUGAAAAGCGAAGCUAAUGACAUUUUAACUGACGAUAGAAGUACUGAAGAAAAAGACUCAAAGCAUCUUAAGGAAAGAACGAUCGAUGAAUACAAUAACUUUGACGCUGGUGAUUUAGAUAAGGAUAUCAUUGCAUCUAGGUUGAAAGAAGACGUCGCUGAACAGCAAGGCCGGGUCUUCAGAUAUUUUGCUGAUAAACUUCUAAUAUCUGAAGCCAAAAAGAGCUUUACCAGGGUGGGGGAAAAUAAUCUUACUUGCAUUAGUUGUUUCCAACCAGUUUUAAGCAAAUAUACUUUUGAGGAAUCAUCUAAUGGCGAUAAGAACAAAGGUAGGUUGUUUGCUUAUACAGUUAGCAAAGACUUACAACUUACAAAAUAUGACAUCACCAACUUUAGUCAAAGACCAAAGAAGCUAAAAUACGCUAAAGGCGGAGCAAAAUAUAUACCUACGAGCAAGCACGAAUAUGAGAAUACCACAGAAGGUCAUUAUGACGAAAUUUUGACUGUAGCAGCUUCGCCAGAUGGGAAAUAUGUUGUCACAGGUGGAAAGGAUAGGAAGUUGAUUGUUUGGAGUACAGAAUCUUUGUCACCCGUUAAGGUUAUUCCAACAAAGGACCGCCGAGGAGAAGUUUUAUCAUUGGCUUUCAGAAAAAAUUCUGAUCAGUUAUAUGCAUCCUGCGCAGAUUUCAAGAUAAGAACAUAUUCAAUAAAUCAAUUUUCCCAAUUAGAGAUUCUUUAUGGGCAUCAUGAUAUAGUAGAAGACAUAUCCACUUUGGCGAUGGAAAGGUGUGUUACCGUUGGCGCCCGUGAUAGAACAGCUAUGCUUUGGAAGAUUCCAGAUGAGACCAGAUUAACAUUUAGAGGUGGUGAUGAACCUCAAAAAUUACUGAAGAGAUGGAUGAAAGAAAACGCUAAGGAGAGAGAAAAUGGGGAAGUCGAGUAUCCCGAUGAAUCAGAAGCGCCUUUGUUUUUCUGUGAAGGUAGUAUUGACGUUGUGAGUAUGGUGGAUGAUUCUCAUUUUAUAACAGGCUCCGACAACGGUAAUAUAUGUUUAUGGUCUCUGGCGAAGAAAAAACCUAUCUUUACCGAAAGAAUUGCCCAUGGUAUUUUACCUGAACCCUCUUUAAAUGACAUUUCGGGGGAGACCGAUGAAGAAUUAAGGAAAAGACAGUUGCAGGGUAAGAAUUUAUUACAGCCAUUUUGGAUCACAUCUCUUUACGCUAUUCCGUAUUCGAAUGUAUUCAUAUCAGGAUCAUGGAGUGGAUCGCUAAAAGUUUGGAAAAUUGGUGAUAAUCUCAGAUCGUUUGAACUACUAGGUGAAUUAUUUGGCGCUAAAGGUGUUGUCACCAAGAUUCAAGCUGUAGAAAGUGGUAAACACGGUAAAGAGAAGUUCCGUAUUUUGGCCAGCGUAGCUAAAGAACACAGACUUGGUAGAUGGAUUGCGAAUGUUCCAGGUGCCAGGAAUGGUAUAUAUUCAGCCGUCAUUGAUCAAACAGGCUUUUAG